AUGGAAACGCAAAGCUCCAAAGCUGAAGCCCCAAGCGGUGUCUUCAAUGAGAAGCUGCCAGAAAGCAUUCCUGUAGCAAAGGACUUCUCGAAUACAAACCAAACUCAUUUGAGCAUCGAUACACAUGCUGGCGGGCUCCGGAGUAGCAUUUCCAAUUCCCCAGCUACGGCAACUCGCACGCCCGACACCCAGACAGUCGAUGAGAUAAACCACUUUAGAUCUUCUGCUGCCCGUACCUUACCCGCUUGGAUCCGGUCAGUUGAGGAAGUCAACCAGGAAGAAGGCCAUGACGCUACAGCAACAGAUCGUCUAUUACCCUCCCAGCCUAACGAUGCCUUCCUUGCCCAGCAUAAUCAUGCUCCCCACGAACCUUCACGGACCGACUACUUUGGGGAUGCCGAUAUCGAAAAGGCCUCGCCGGACUCCGGCCGCCGCGAGUCUCGCUGGAAAACCUUUUCUCGCACAAUUCAGUACCCUCGAGAAUCCGGCAAAGAGUAUAACGAAGUCACCGCAGAAUGGAUGAAUGAUAAUAUGGGAAACUACUCGGAUCCGUGGCGAGGAAAUGACCUGGAAGGUGAUAGUCCUGAAUAUCCUUUGCAUAACACUCCAGCCCGGCGUCGCGAAAUCUGGUUCAAACGGUUCCACACUUCACUUCUGCGGAGUCCGAUCGCGCCGCUUAUGCUGCGUUUGACGGUUUGGUGCUUCUCACUCGCUGCCUUGGCUUUGGGUGGAUCUAUCCAGCACUACGCUGAUAAAGUUCACUCUCGCCAGGGGCCGUCGGCCCUCAUGGCCAUCAUUGUUGAUGCGGUGGCUUUGGUUUACCUUAUUUACAUUACUUUCGACGAGUAUACGGCGAAACCACUAGGCUUGCGAUCGCCUUCUGCGAAAGCACGUCUUAUUCUUCUUGAUUUAUUCUUCAUCGUCUUCGAUUCCGCCAAUCUCAGUCUGGCAUUUGAUUCCUUGUCCGAGGUUACGGGAGCGUGCACCGAGGCAGAAGUCAACCGCACUCUCGAUCCUCGGAAUAAUCAAAUCUGUGUGCGACAAAAGGCUCUCGCUUCCGUUUUGCUGAUUGCCUUACUUGCUUGGUUAAUGACAUUUGCCAUUAGCGUCCUCAGACUUGUUGAAAGAGUGCGACAUUGA
This is a messenger RNA of Penicillium angulare, 1140 nucleotides long. Its product is annotated as phospholipase D regulator. Gene Ontology annotation, biological process: positive regulation of catalytic activity. Gene Ontology annotation, cellular component: fungal-type vacuole; cell periphery. The coding region runs from base 1 to 1140 and encodes 379 amino acids. The transcript has 3 exons. NCBI's taxonomy places the organism in Eukaryota, Fungi, Ascomycota, Eurotiomycetes, Eurotiales, Aspergillaceae. The record is from RefSeq and is a predicted model, not a curated record.